Molecule: messenger RNA, 791 nt
Organism: Zophobas morio
Lineage: Eukaryota; Metazoa; Arthropoda; Insecta; Coleoptera; Tenebrionidae
Product: copper chaperone for superoxide dismutase-like
Exons: 9
Coding region: 48-791 (247 amino acids)
Biological process (GO): superoxide metabolic process
Molecular function (GO): copper ion binding; superoxide dismutase copper chaperone activity
Source: RefSeq, a predicted model, not a curated record
GCAAUUCUUCACUAAAGUGCUGUUAAGCAAAGGAAUACGUUUCAGGAAUGACUUUAGAAAAAAAUGUGGAAUUUGCUGUAAACAUAAAGUGCCAAAAACAAGUUGACGCUUUAAAAAAAACUCUUAGUGAAAUCAAAAUAGAAGAUGCUUCUAUAUCUAAGGAAAACAAGAGUUUGGUGGUAAAGUCUUCUCUGCCCUCUUCUCAAAUUUUAGCGAAGAUCAAAGGAGCUGGAUUCGAGGCAGCAAUCAAGGGUGUUGGUCCAGCUACAGGCGAAAACAUUAGUGCGGCUGUCUGUGUAUUGAACAAUGAAAGAAUUAAGGGGAUCAUUCGAUUUGUCCAGACUAGCUCUGAGUGUAUCAUUGAAGGAACCAUCGAAGGUCUUUCACCCGGUAAACAUGGAAUUAAUAUUCACGAACAUGGAGAUAUCUCAAACAGUUGUCAAAACACUGGACAGCAUUACAAUCCCUUUAACGCUCCACACGGAGGCCCCAUGGAUCCCCCGAACGAGAGACACGUAGGCGACCUGGGCAAUGUCGAAGCAGACAAUCAUGGGCGCGCGGUAUUUGUUGUAGAGGAUGGGAUAAUAUCCGUGGAAGAUAUAAUAGGAAGAGCAGUCGUUAUUCACGCACAGGAAGAUGAUCUAGGACAAGGAAAUAACCAUCUUUCCAAAAAAACAGGCAAUGCAGGAGAGGCGAUUGUAUGCGGAAUCAUCGCUCGCUCAUCAGGACUUUUUCAAAAUAAAAAGCAAAUAUGCGCAUGCGACGGCACCACGUUGUGGGAGGAGUCAUAG